Penicillium alfredii is the source of this 570-nucleotide messenger RNA. Its product is annotated as putative mitochondrial protein sorting (Msf1). Lineage: Eukaryota; Fungi; Ascomycota; Eurotiomycetes; Eurotiales; Aspergillaceae. The transcript is spliced from 2 exons. The record is from RefSeq and is a predicted model, not a curated record. Gene Ontology annotation, biological process: phospholipid transport. Gene Ontology annotation, cellular component: mitochondrial intermembrane space. Bases 1 to 570 code for a protein of 189 amino acids. Gene Ontology annotation, molecular function: phosphatidic acid transfer activity.
AUGAAGGUCUUUUCCUCGACAUGCACCUUCGACUAUUCGUGGGACGAGGUGUCGACGGCGAACUGGCGAAAGUAUUGUCCAUGGAAUGACAAGGCGACGCAUGUCGUGGGAGUCGACACCAUUUCCCGCACGGUUGACCCCAAAACUGGCAUCUUGCGGACCGAGCGUCUCAUCACUUGCGACCAGUCGGUACCACAGUGGGUUCUCUCGCUAUUUGGUGGAAGUGCUACGUCUCACGUUUAUGAAAUUUCCUACGUCGACCCUAUGGCGAAGAAAGUCACCAUGUGCUCCAGCAAUCUCACAUGGUCGAACGUGCUCAAUGUCCGCGAAACUGUUGUGUACCAGCCCUCUUCGGUGUUGUCUGCCGCGACCGAAUUUUCCCAGGAAGCGAAGAUUACCGCCUUGUGCGGCGGGUGGCAAAAGAUCAAAAAUAAGGUUGAGGAGGCAAGCGUGGAGAGAUUCCGAGAAAAUGCCAAGCGUGGCCGCGAAGGGUUCGAAACCGUCCUCGAGAUGAGCCGCCGAGUGUUUGGGGAGCAGCGUGCUCUCGAGAACCAACGGCUGCAGGCAUAA